Sesamum indicum (sesame) is the source of this 1471-nucleotide messenger RNA. RefSeq names its product trihelix transcription factor GT-4. The record is from RefSeq and is a predicted model, not a curated record. Lineage: Eukaryota; Viridiplantae; Streptophyta; Magnoliopsida; Lamiales; Pedaliaceae.
AUGUACAUGUCUGAAAAGCCUCAACAACAACAGGAAUCCGCGAUAGAUUUCUACAACAGCGGCAAACAAGAACCACCGCACCAAAACAACAACAUGAUCAUCCAACUCCCCUCUCAACCCCACCACCACCUCGCUGACGGCGGAGCCACCACCCCGAGUGGCGGCAUUACCGCCACCAACCAUAAUUCAUCCAACCCAUCAUCUUCUUCUGCCCCAAAGAAAAGGGCCGAGACAUGGGUUCAAGAAGAAACACGAACCCUUAUAUCCCUCCGCAAAGAAAUAGAUAUGUUGUUCAACACUUCAAAGUCUAACAAGCAUUUGUGGGAUAACAUAUCCUUGAAAAUGAGGGAAAAGGGGUUUGAUAGAUCCCCCACCAUGUGCACUGACAAGUGGAGAAAUUUGUUGAAGGAAUUCAAGAAAGCCAAGCAGAAUAAUCAAGAUGGGAACGGGAAUGGGUCUGCUAAGAUGAGUUAUUAUAAGGAGAUUGAGGAGAUUUUGAGGGAGAGGAGUAAAAAUGGCCCUAGUUGGAAGAAUUCUGAAGCUUCAAAUAAUGCUGGAGGUGCUGGGGCUUCUAAAGUAGAUUCCUUUAUGCAGUUUGCUGAUAAAGGUAUUGAUGACACCGGUCUUACUUUUGGACCAGUGGAAGCUAAUGGCAGGUCAGCACUCAAUUUAGAAAGACGUUUAGAUCAUGAUGGGCACCCUCUUGCUAUCACUGCUGCCGAUGCUGUUGGAGCAAGUGGAGUUUCUCCGUGGAAUUGGAGGGAGACUCCUGGAAGUGGUGAACAGACUAAUACAUAUGACGGAAGGGUGAUAACUGUCAAACUGGGGGAUUAUACUAAAAGAAUAGGGAUCGAUGGGAGUGCAGAGGCCAUCAAGGAAGCUAUCAAAUCUGCUUUCAGGUUAAGGACAAGACGUGCAUUUUGGUUGGAAGAUGAAGAUAAUGUGGUCCGAUCACUCGACAGAGAUAUGCCUCUCGGAAACUACACUCUUCAUGUUGAUGAAGGCCUGACGAUUAAAGUUUGUUUCUACGAGGAGUCGGAUCCAUUGCCAGUGCACACGGAGGACAAAACCUUCUACACAGAAGAUGAUUUCCGUGAGUUCCUCUCACGCCGUGGCUGGACUUGUUUGAGAGAGUACAAUGGGUAUAGAAAUUUCGAUAGCAUGGAUGAGCUCUGCCCUGGAGCUAUAUACCGUGGUUCCAAUUGAGGGCGGAAAAGGGGAGUCGUAUCAGCUUUUGCUAGGCCAAAGUGUUGUGAAAUGGAACUGUAUCAUUCCUUUGUUUGUUUGGCAGGUGUGAAAUUGUGGGGCUAGUUGUUUUGUACAAAUUGCAGUCUCCCCUCCAAGAUUCAUCCUUCAAACUCAUGUCUGUAAAUAUGGAAUUUUGUUGAAGGAUUUAUGUAAUUUGAGUUGUUGUUUCUCAAGGAAAUGUUAUUCAAUGCAGAUGAUAACCCCUUUGGGGGAAACGUGAAUA